AUGGCGACCUCCACCGAGCAGUAUCGUCAAUACCCACCAGCGCCGGCGAAUUAUCCGGCGCAAGAGCAUUAUCAGAAGCAAUAUCAACCUACUGCCCCGGCUUCACCACACAAAACUUCGCAGAACCCGCCUGCUCACAACCGAACCUUCAGCUUUCAUUCUCAAAAGUCGCAUAAGAGCUCUGGUAGCAAGGACUUACACGAAACCCACGCAGAGAAGGAAGCGAAGCGUUUGCAUAGCACAGCGGAUCCUACUUUUGCUUUGAACGAAGCAGAGCCUUCCGCCGAAGCCGCCAUGAUUACCGAGUCGAGUUACGCUCCACUACGAUCUAUGCAACACAAAGACCAUUAUGGCAAUUCUAUCGAGGAUCCCGACAAAUCGAACCCGACACGAAACAGAUGGGAGCGUCCCUUAGACACUAUUCGAAGUUUCGAGGCUGCGAUCGACGGGGGGUACUCGCGCAAAUCUCUUUACCGAGCAGAAACAGACUCGCAAGCCAACUGGAAUAAGCGUAACAGCUCGUUUAGCAACCAGCCACGAUUCCCCCGUGAUAGCUACUACAACAGCCGUCCAGUUUCGCUUAGGCCGGAGGGCAAUCAAUACGAUUCGGGGUCCCGAAGCAACUAUUUCGAUGGUCAGGCUUACAGCAACGGUUACGGCACUGGUCCAUCGCGGCAACGAAUGUCUAGGAUGCAAUCAGAGCCGCAAUACCAGAACGGUCAUGACCAAGCCAUAUAUCCCCUGCCUCACAAGGAUCGAUCCUAUGAGACCGUGACUUCUGCUGGGGGCAGCGGCAAUUCAGACCACGCAGGUUAUCAGACAGACCCUACGAGUAGCGACAACAGCUCGAUUGAUCGGACAAUGCCGGCUAAGCGCCGCGAGCCUUUUAACGAGCAUGCGUCAGGUUCCUCCCAACCUCAGCCAGGAUAUCAGUCACGCCCUUACCCAGCUCCCGGUGCGAACGGAUAUGGAGGAAAUCCUCAAAUGCCACCACCUUCUCAUGCGCAACCUACUCCGGCGCAUGAUCAGGCUUCGUUGCCAGCUCAGAAGCAGAAGAACACUCUUUUGAGGAGAACUUCCACGCAACAAUCAGCACAACAACCCCAGCAAACAGCUGGCGGGGACAAGCGCAAGAGUUGGUUUUCUCGUAGGUUCAGUAAAAACUCUUGA
Messenger RNA from Fusarium coffeatum, 1170 nucleotides. RefSeq lists its product as uncharacterized. The transcript is spliced from 4 exons. Lineage: Eukaryota; Fungi; Ascomycota; Sordariomycetes; Hypocreales; Nectriaceae. The coding region runs from base 1 to 1170 and encodes 389 amino acids. The record is from RefSeq and is a predicted model, not a curated record.